Aspergillus uvarum CBS 121591 is the source of this 1467-nucleotide messenger RNA. RefSeq names its product MmgE/PrpD family protein. NCBI's taxonomy places the organism in Eukaryota, Fungi, Ascomycota, Eurotiomycetes, Eurotiales, Aspergillaceae. Bases 1 to 1467 code for a protein of 488 amino acids. Gene Ontology annotation, molecular function: lyase activity. The transcript is spliced from 2 exons. The record is from RefSeq and is a predicted model, not a curated record.
AUGGCUCCCUCCGACUCCGCCCUCGAAGAGCAAGUGGUCACCGCAGACCUUUGCAACUGGGCCACUGCACUACAAGCCUCCGAUAUCCCCAUCGAUGUGCUCCAACGCGCCAAGCACCUCAUCCUCGAUGGUAUAGCCUGCGGCUUGGUAGGGGCACACGUCCCUUGGUCGGAGAAGUGUCUCGAUGCCAUUGACGACUACGAGCCGGCCGGCUACUGCAGUGUCUUGGACUCCAACAAGAAAUACGGACCCCUCGCCGCCGCCAUCCUCAACGGAGCAUUCAUCCAAGCAGUCGAACUAGACGACUACCACAGCGCCGCCCCGCUGCACUCCGCCAGCGUCAUCCUGCCGGCCCUCUUCGCCGCAGCCGAGGUCCAAUCGCACGGAAGCCGAAAGCAACCCCGACGAAUCGUCUCCGGCCUCGAGUUCCUCAUCGCAGCAGUGGUGGGCUUCGAGACCGGCCCCCGCGCCGGCGCUGCCAUGUACGGGGCCGACCUACUCUCGCGCGGCUGGCACUCGGGCCCAAUCUUCGGCUGCCCCGCCGCCGCAGCCGCGGCCUCAAAGCUCUUGAAUCUUGACACCGCAGCCACCGAGUCGGCGAUCGGCAUCGCGUGCACGCAAGCCGGCGGACUGAUGGCAGCUCAGUACGAGGGAAUGGUCAAGCGAGUGCAGCAUGCGUUCGCGGCGCGCAACGGGCUGUUCGGGGCGCUGCUGGCUCGGAACGGCUACCUGGGCAUCCGGAAGGUGUUCGAACGACCCUAUGGCGGGUUUCUGGCCAUGUUCAGCCAGGGCAACGGCCGCGAGCCACCUUAUAAGCCCGAGGAAGUGACCGCGGGGUUGGGGCAGGUCUGGCAGACGACUAACAUCCGGGUCAAGUUGCAUGCCUGUGUCGGAGGGUGUCACGGGCAGGUCGAGGCGUUGGAGCGGCUGCAGGAGACGUACCCGGAUCGGUUCACCCCGGAGAAUUUGCUGAAUAUCCAGAGUAUCCGCGUGGCGCUUUCUGAGCCGGUCUUUGCGCACGACGGCUGGGUGCCCUCUGAGCGGCCGCUCACGGCCACAGGGGCCCAGAUGAACGCGGCGUACAUCGGGGCGGCGCAGCUGGUGUACGGACAGGUGCUGCUGGACCAGUUUGACACGGCCGCGUUGGACGACGAUCGCGUCUGGGCGUUGAUUGACAAGACGACGUGUGUCCAUAGCGAGGAAUUGGAUCGACCGAAUCAUCUCUGCGGAGCGCGGGUGGUUGUGGAAUUCGCGGAUGGGGUGACGGUGGAGGAGACGGUGGCUAUGCCCCGGGGGUUCGAUCCGCCGAUCACUGACGAGGAGAUUCGCGACAAAUGGCGCAGGCUGGUGCGGACGGUGGGCGAUGAUGCUCGCAUGCAGCGUCUGGAGGAGGCUGUACUCUCGCUGGAGAAUUUGAAGGACGUUUCUGAGGUGUUAGCCUUGAUCCGCGGACGAUUCAGUAUCUGA